AUGUUUUCAGCAGAAAACAGCGGACUCUUCAGGUCUUUGGUGGCGACCAUGGAGUUUCGGAGACCCAAUCUGGUCGCAGGAGAAGCGAAUGCCUACAUGUCGAGGAGAAUAGCAUACCCACCCAUCAACAAAGAAGAUCCCGAUCGAUGCAAGUGGAGAACCUCCAACAUUGCCCAGGCCAAUGCGCAGAGAGAAAAACUUCAAGACUUGCGAGAAUGCAAAAUGGCAGGCACAAACGCCAAUGACAAGGACAUCGCAGGAGCUUUGAUGACCAAGGGAGACUUUACCAAAGUGACCUUCAAGAAUGGCAUCAUGACCAAGGUGGUCGCCCAAGACAGCAACUUUGAGGGUGCCGACUUCACCAAUGCCGUUGCGGACAGGGUUGAGUUCAAGAACUCGAACUUCAAGGGUGCCAUCUUCAAAAAUGCGCUCCUGACCUCGUCCGACUUUGAGGGUGUGAACGUUGAGAACGCAGAUUUUACCGAUGCGUUUUUGGAUAUCCAGAGCGUGAAGAUUCUUUGCAGCAACCCGACCAUGAAAGGCAAGAAUCCUGUCACUGGCGCAGACACCUACCUCAGCGCGGGGUGUGAUAUUGCAGAUGCUGGAUCCUACACCAGCCGAUGA
Cladocopium goreaui is the source of this 624-nucleotide messenger RNA. Lineage: Eukaryota; Dinophyceae; Suessiales; Symbiodiniaceae. The record is from the annotation of a GenBank genome assembly.